Messenger RNA from Diabrotica virgifera virgifera (western corn rootworm), 844 nucleotides. RefSeq lists its product as uncharacterized. The record is from RefSeq and is a predicted model, not a curated record. The transcript is spliced from 3 exons. Bases 103 to 771 code for a protein of 222 amino acids. Lineage: Eukaryota; Metazoa; Arthropoda; Insecta; Coleoptera; Chrysomelidae.
UACCAUGUAAAUAUUUAUUAUUUUAGUAAAGCAUUAACCUGUAGUUUAGGUAUAUUUACUACUUCAGAGGACAGUUAUUUCUACUGGUUUCAAAAAUCAAAAAUGACAUUCAUCUAUUUUCUAUUUUAUUUUGUCCCUUUGAUGGCAUUCGUGUACGACAACGACCAAGAAGUAACCCUCCAACCAUCAUUGCUUAAAACAGCUGAAGUUUCGGAUGGUAGAACCCAUGUUCCUAGAGCACAAAAGGAACAUGAGUAUAUUAUGAGAACGGUAGUAAAAAUUAUAAAUGUAGAAACACAACUUCCAGUUGGAGUAGAUACAUCAUAUAAUUCACUAAGCGUAAAUAGUAGAUAUAACAGAGUAUACGCAAAAAAAGGAUUACAACAUGAUAAAUGGAUACUUGUCCCUGAUUGUGAUGGGACAAAUUCUUCACGUAGUUAUCGUAUAUUUCUUGCAGAUGUUCCAAGGCUUGCACUGGAUCGAGCGGCCGGCUGUGCCUCUGGUCCAGAUAAGGAUGCAGGGUUGCUGGUUUAUGAACAUUAUGGAGACCAUAGAUAUCCAUUCAAUAACCACAUCUUCCACUAUGAUCCGUAUUACAAAUUACUAAUGGUCUGUGAUUAUAAAUGUAUUAUUGUGGACCCUACGGAUAACAACAGACUUACUGCAACAAAUUGGAAAAAUUGUUUGAAGAACAAUCGCAAAUUCGAAAUUUUAUUUCAAGAAUUUAAAAAAUAUAAUUUGCCAAAACCAACUAAAACUUGCAUCUGGUAAUUCAAAUUAAAAUAUGCACUGAUCAAAUUAUUAUUAUUUUCAUUUGUAAUCACAUUAAAAAUGUACAAACUUU